AUGGUGGAACUACCGAGACUUGCUUUGGACAUUUCAGUUCCUCCAAAAGCUCUUGCACGUCGUGGCGGUGUUACUAUUUCUGAAGAUAUCAUCUUGACAUUUCUCCAGUUCACAGCGAAGAAUCCACGGGAAGCAUUGCAAGAACUCGGUACGACCUCCUGGGACCUUAUCGUCGGUGUACGAAAUUUCCCAAUAGGGAUGCCGCGAGUAGCGGUAGCUCUUGGACUUAAUGACUAUUGCAAAUGGGGGCUAGAGGCAACGAUGCUCGAGACUAUACAGUCUGAUAUAAAAGAUCUUCGAUUCUGAAAGCAAUUGCGUACAAUGGUUGCUGAUUUU
This is a messenger RNA of Eufriesea mexicana, 336 nucleotides long. RefSeq lists its product as uncharacterized. The record is from RefSeq and is a predicted model, not a curated record. Lineage: Eukaryota; Metazoa; Arthropoda; Insecta; Hymenoptera; Apidae. The transcript is spliced from 2 exons. The coding region runs from base 1 to 306 and encodes 101 amino acids.